AGGGAGGAAUUCCGUGAGUCGUACAAGAAGGAGCACCCUAAAAACAAAUCAGUAGCUGCUGUUGGUAAAGCUGGUGGCGAGAAAUGGAAGUCCAUGUCUGAGGCUGACAAAGCACCAUACGUUGCUAAGGCUGAGAAACGCAAGGCUGAUUAUGAGAAAGAAUUGAAAAGCUAUAACAAGAGACAGGCUGAAGGCCCAAAGGCGGAUGAUGAAGAGGAGUCUGAGAAGUCAAUGUCAGAGGUGAACGAUGAGGAUGAUGAUGAGGAGGGCAGUGGUGAUGAGGAUGAUGACGAGUAGGAAUUGGCUAGGAAGAUAGCAUAGUCAUUUAGGCUGUGACAGUGUUUGGACAACAUAUGUUAAUGUUUUGUGCUUCAUGUUAAUUUUUUUAGAUACUUUUAUCAUGUAAGGAUGAAGAUAGCAUAGU
Messenger RNA from Pistacia vera, 424 nucleotides. RefSeq names its product HMG1/2-like protein. Lineage: Eukaryota; Viridiplantae; Streptophyta; Magnoliopsida; Sapindales; Anacardiaceae. The record is from RefSeq and is a predicted model, not a curated record. The annotation marks the transcript as partial. The transcript has 5 exons.